This is a messenger RNA of Lethenteron reissneri (Far Eastern brook lamprey), 4800 nucleotides long. Its product is annotated as RING finger protein 24-like. Gene Ontology annotation, cellular component: endomembrane system. Lineage: Eukaryota; Metazoa; Chordata; Hyperoartia; Petromyzontiformes; Petromyzontidae. Gene Ontology annotation, biological process: proteasome-mediated ubiquitin-dependent protein catabolic process. The record is from RefSeq and is a predicted model, not a curated record. Gene Ontology annotation, molecular function: ubiquitin protein ligase activity.
UCCACACGGAAUGAGCGCAGCUCUCUCUCUAUAAGCUGUGCAGCCUUGAGCAGCGGAGAGCCACAACACAGAUGUGUGUGUGUGUCGCCUUCGAGCUCUCUCUCUCGCUCUGUGUCUCAGCAUCGCUGCAGUGAUAAGGGUGAACAAUUGCCAAACAUUGUUGUCUUGCUACGGCGUUAGAGCGACAUCCGGCACGGCGUUCAGUUCAGUUCCAAGUGUACGGAGGACAUCAGCAAGUUGGCUUUGAAGACAAAGUGGGAAGAAGGGUAGACUUGCAGUCAUCUUCUGUAUGUCCAUUAUUAUUUAGGGUCGUAUAUUCGGCUAAAUCUAUUAGCCCCGAGACCACCAGCUUACCCACAUUUGCUGCUUGCAGAUCGGACUUUUAAUGCGUUGCGAUUGUUGAGUGUUGUUGGUCGGUCUAAAUUGAAAUCGCUGGGCAGAGAAAUCUUUCAAAUAUCCUGCACGUGAAUCGCAGCUCACCAUCGUUUUGGCUUUCAUACGGGAUGUACAUUCCAGUCUACUCCUGGGGCUACUCUGACAGCACGACUGCGAUGCCAAGCGUGGGUCUGCAGGACCUGCCGCUGAAUCUCGUCGUCUUUGCCACCGGCUCGGCCGUGUUCGUCUUUGUUCUGAGCCUCAUUUUCUGCUGCCAUCUCGUAAAGUUACGGCUCAAAGCGCAGCGUGAAAUUAACAAGUACAAUGAGGUCAUCAAGAAAGGAAAAGCACGGAACUUUGACUGCUACGAGACUUGUGCCGUCUGCUUGGAGGACUUCACGCUCAAGGACAAGCUGGGCAUUUGUCCGUGCCGGCACGCCUUCCACCGAAAGUGCCUGGUGCGCUGGCUAGAGAUCCGCAAGUCGUGCCCCAUGUGCAUCACGCCCAUCCUGCUGCCUGGCUCCAAGGCCAUCAGGAGCCAGGGCGAGCCGGCCUCCUUCGAGCCGACGCAGCGCCAGCGGCUGCUGCCGUCGGCCGAGUCCGGGGAUGCGAGCGACACGAGCGACUCCGGGGACCUCGGCCUCGGCGUGGGCGCCCUGGGGUCACCGAGCUCCUUGGGCUGCCCCGUCGACGGGCAGCGGAUCUCGCGAGCGGCGCUCUACGGGGCCGAAGGGCCCAGCGGCGGCUUCUCCGCGGUGUAAAUAACAAAAGAAGGGAUUCUUUGUUUCGUGACCGCGUGCCGUCGUUUGACGGCGGGGGGCACCUUGGCUCCAUUUUUUCCGGGGGUCGUCGCGACGGGCACCGGAUGCCGCCGCCGCCACCGACGAAGUUUGGACUUGCGAAGUUUUUAAAAGGGACUGUUGGGGGAGAACGCAAAGUUGGUGCGAGUGGUAGUGGGCCCAUCGUCGUGACGGGCCUGCGUUUACCAGUAUGGACGUUGGAAGAGCCCCGCUUCAGACCAUCGCAGGGCGUGCGCAGCAAGCGGUCUGUCGCGUCAACCGCUGUUGCCCGGUUGCGAAUGCUGCUGCUGCUGCCGCCUGCAGCUGCUCCCCUGUCACUCGCUAUGGGCACACGCUGUCAAGAGCUCACUUUUGCUCAGCAUCACAUCUGCUUUUUUUAUGCUAAUGGUCCGUUUUGUUAAAGAAAGGGGAGUCAAAAUGACGAGCCUUUUUUUUUGCAUUAUUUCCACCUUCGCUAAAAUUACACAGGCGGGGAAAGGAGACCUGAGUAAUAUAACAGAUUUCUAGAGGACAAGGCUGUGAAAAUGACGAUGAAUUAUAGUGUAAAAUACUGCAUCAUCUAUCGACAAAUAUUAGUAUAAGGAAAGCUUUGAAACAAAGUUUUGCUGUGAAGGAAUAACACCAAAGUUUAAAGCCACGUUAAAUGUUGGUGAUGUGUGGUUAUAGUUAUGAGGGCAACGCAGAGGAAAUUGUGAUAAGGACUUGAACAUUAUUAUUGUAAGUUAUUCUGUGUAAUACUGUACAUUUUUAUGAUAGUUUUUAUUUUUACUUAAAUGGCAAGGUAAUUAUGUUAUGUUUGUACCUGGUGAUGUGCAAGAUGUAUGAUUUUGGAGGUCUACAGAAAGUUUGUUAAUAUCAUUUGGGAUCAUUGGUACGCUGGCAAAGUUGAUCGUGCAAGGAGAGACCUCUAUGGAGAGUAGUUGGUUUGCUCUGCACAUAUGAAUUCACUGCAAACAUCACAUCUGCAAGACUGAAUAUGGAAUGAACCAAUUCUGUUACAGUGGUCGAUUUAAUUACCACGGUUCACCCUCCACAGGUGCCAUUCAUUGAUGCUCGAGUUGUAUUUAAUAUCCAGUGUUUCGCUCAGAAGCAAAAAGCCAAGAGGCGUAUGUUUGACUGAACAUAUUUCUAUUUGGACGUGACAGGUUGGUUUCAUGAAAUAACAUCUAUUGAAUUGGCCCUGGUUGCUCUUUUGACAAAGGCUGAAACGAAAUCCAUUUUGGGAAUGUAUCCCGUUGUUUGGAAAUGAAGACCUCUUGUGGGGUUUUCAUGAAAAAUCUGAACGUGAACAACCGUGAACAAGGUUGGCCUGUCCGUCGGCCACUUUACAAGCACGCGUCCAAAAAGGCCCAACAAUAUUGACCCGCUCCUUUCCGAACCAUAUUUUCGAGCAGAAGGCAAUGCUGACUUUGACGAUCAACAUUUCCACCACAAAAUAACAUCUUCAUCCAAUUCUUACGGUUCUAAAACACAUCAAUGUCAGACUUGUAGAUUAGCAACACUACCCUGUGCCUGAUUGUUUACAACUUGAAAUUUAUAAUUGUAAGUUAAAAUGACUACAAAUUGCUAUUUGAUAUUUAUUGUGAAAGCCUCGUUUUGUUAUUGUAAUCAUUAAUUUAUUUUUACAGUUAAGCUUUUAAUUUUUUUACAUAUUACAGUGUUAUUUUGUUAUGUUAAACAGGAUUUAUUUUUUACUAUUGCACGACAAUGUAAACGAUAGCUCGGCACAGUGUGGGAUUUUCUGCUUCAAGCGAUGGCAAAAUGUUUCCCCCUUUUGAGGUUAAAUCGUGAAACGUGAGUACAAUCGGUUUCUCAUCUCAAGUCUGGAAAUAAGCCCAAUAUUUGACACAAUGCCCCUUUUUAAGCUACAUCAGGUGAAACCACACUGGUAAAAACAUAGCACCAGCCUGGACAGUUACCCUGAACGUUCAGAAGAACGUUGCCCCAGGAGGUUGAAAACUAUGAGAGGAAGAAAAAAAGCUUGUCAAAUAUCAUGAAAGUGUUUAAAAAGAAUGUAUCAGGUCCGGUAUUCAUUGCGCGAUAUGCAAGGACUAUGGCCUUGGGAUUUAUGCCAUAAUUAAGAUGAACAAAAGGUAAUUUUGUAAAAGAAUUUGAAUUAGUUUUUGUAAAUAUAUAUACAGCAUCCAAUGUGGGAACAGACACCAAGUAAAAUACAGGCAGCAAACGAUUGCCUGCUUUAAUUCAUCAAUUAGAGGUGGCGCUUGUCCCGCGGGUUACAGAGGAGCAGUUUCAUUUAGUUAUCCAUACCAGUUUCCGAUCAGCGUGCGCCGAUGGUUCUGUUACUCUUGUACUCCGUGCGUGGAGAUCUCCUGGAGAAUGUUUUUCGCAGCCCAUGUUUACAUGGAGCAGAGGGGAGUGCACCUCCAGUUAGCACGGUUGGCUUUGUACGGUGCGAAAGAAGUUCACCAUACAUACAAGUGAAUACCUGAAGGUGCAAAGGAAAUGCCACAGUGCAAGCUAGCACGUCAAAAAAGUGUUUCAACAAAAAAGGCCUCUUCCAAUCCAAUUUAAUCCAAUGGCUAGUGACCACCCGCUUCGAGCUUACGUAAAUAUUAACGUUUCGAAAAUAUUCACCGCUGUUAAUAUCCGCAACGGGCCUGUAUCUUCUCGUUGGGAAGAACUAUCCUCUUAAAAAUACUGUGUAGAGAAAGUCUAAAGAACAUGUUUAUCUUUCUAUUCAAUUACUAAUCAAGUCAUUGAAUAGAAAUCUUAUUCCCCCCCCGCCAAACAUAUCACUGGCCCGCCUACACGUGUGCAAAAAUUCAGUGGAAAAAAAUCCUCUAGACAUAUAUACGAUAUAUCAAUGUAUACACAGCUGCCUAAAGAAAGACAAAACACAAGGAGAUAUCAGUAAACCAGGGUCCUUCACACUUGUACUCGCACCCACUUGCUCUUAAGUAGCACUGAAGCAGGGCAUUGCUGAACUCACGAAGGAACAAAAUGAAAGUCGAAGUUGGAGGGAGGUGAAGGAAAGACGCUGAUAAGGGUCGUGCGCUUCCUGGGGUGGCACGAAAGAUGCUCGGCUGGAUCGCGAUAGGAAUUUUUGUAAGAAACAUGCAGUCUCCCAUAGCCACCGUACUGCGGAUGUCACCAAUACUCAGUACAGUGUGUCCUCGAAAUAGCGAGCUAAUUCAGGGAAGGGAUGCCCCGGUAUAUCCACUUCAGUAACAAAAGAAACACCAUUAUUUGCAUGAAGACGAAAUUUAGCCCACUUGUGAAAUUGUUUUUGUUAUAUUUACAAAUUUAAAAGCGUUAUGAAAGGUAUAAGGAAAAACAGAACACUGAACCUGCCAAAAAUCAAACCAAUUGUGAAACACGCAAUCGAAUGGUACUUUAGUGCAAAAUACAUCACCCAAUUGGGACUGCACUGGCACGGAGUUUCUGAACAGUGUGGAGACGCAGUAAUAAGUAUAACCAGUAAAAACAAAGUUUUUCACUAUAAAUCCUUUAUAUGCGUGGCGGCUAGAGUCCUCUAGUCCUCUGGCUUGAGAUGACUGCCACCUAUGGGUCGGGUGAUUGCAUUGCACCAUUAAGCAAUUGGUAAUUAAAUAUAAUAUUUUUGUCCUAAAAAGUGUAAAAUUUUGGAAAUAAAUUUUCACGAACA